UGGUGUUAUUAUUUUAAAAAAUAAAUCAUUCUAUAGUAUAGAACUAGUAAAGUUAGUGAUUUUUAUAUUUAGUUUUUAGUAUAUUUAUCAAUAGAUUAUAUAGUAUAAUGGUUAAGUGGAAUGAUGUGUGGUUGGAAAAGUUAGAUAAAAAUCUAGUGAAAAUCUAAUUAUGGACUGAAAAAAGAAACUCUGACUAUGCUAUCUGUAAACUAUGCAAAAGUGAUUUAAAAUUCAGUUCAGUUGGUUUCCAAGCACUAUAUCAGCAUUCUUCAAAACCUAAACAUAAGUCAGUGUCUGAUCUAAGAUUUUCAAAAACUGCUCGUCAUUUAUAUGUAGAUUCUAACAAAAACUCGAUUGGGGGAGAAAACGUUAUACAAUUAGAGUUCUCUAUAAAUGAAAAAAUUUCUGCUGCAGAAGCCAUGUGGCUUUUUAAAGUGGCAGAUAAUGAUCUUGCCUUAAGACAUUGUGACAACACACCAAUAUUGUUCUAAAGAAUGUUUCCAGAUAGUAAAAUAAGUCAAUGUUUUACUAUGAGUCGGCAAAAAGCUUCAUAUAUUUUGCAAGAUGGCCUUAGGCCAUUGUUGGAAAAGCGUUUAUGUAAUAGUAUUGCGUUAAGUCAAGGUGCAUUCACUUUAAUGUUUGAUGAAACAACUACUUCACAACAAAGAAAACAAAUGGAUCUUUUAUUUCGUUUUUGGUCAGAAAACGAAAACCAAGUUGUUACAAAAUAUUUAACAUCGCUGUUCUUUGGCAGAGCAACAGCAGAAGAUGUCAAAACAAUGCUAGCAGAUUUACGUCAUAAUGAAAGGUUUUAUUUACCAUGGGAUCGUCUUUUUAAUAUUUCAGCAGAUGGUCCUAAUAUUAACAAAGCCAUUUGGAGAUUGUUAAAUGCUGAUCUUCAUAGUAAUGGUUUUAAUGGCUUGUUACCAUUUGUAAGUUGCACUUUGCACACAGUGCAUAAUGUUUUUCGAAAAGCAAUUAAUGUUGUCGGUGAGGAUGCUGAGCAGCUUGCAUUUGAUUUACAUAACUGGUUCAAGAAUGCACCCUGUAAAAUAGAAGAUUUUAAAAAAUUAUCAGAUUGCAUUUUUAUUGAAGAUGAAACAUUGUUUCUUCGUUUUGUCAAUACUAGAUGGCUCACUCUUUCUUCUUCUUUUAUAAAGGUUCUAUUAAGGUGGGAAGACACCAAGAAAUAUUUUUUGGAAUAUAUUCCAAAACAAAAGGAGUAUAAAAAGACACUGACAAACAUUAAGUGUUAUAUUCGAAUUCAAAGAAGUUUAAUAAUAAGUAAAUUUUGAAAAUUAUUAUAUUGAAUCUACUAUAUAAUUAAAAUAGCAGAGU
Messenger RNA from Hydra vulgaris (swiftwater hydra), 1338 nucleotides. RefSeq lists its product as uncharacterized. NCBI's taxonomy places the organism in Eukaryota, Metazoa, Cnidaria, Hydrozoa, Anthoathecata, Hydridae. The record is from RefSeq and is a predicted model, not a curated record.